AUGAUGGAUCAAAACGUCGUCAUGUCACUGUUCCAGCCGAUUCUACGGAACGUUAAUAAACUCAGCGACUCUUUCGUCACCAUCGCCGACGAGCUGGAGACAACCGACCAAAAAUAUUGCGAGCUCAUCUCGAGGCUGUAUGUUGGAGUGGCGAGGAGCAUCACCGUCAUGGUCCAAUGCGGAACGAGAUGUCAACGUCCGAACCAGGCUACAGUUCAGGUGACCGCCACCGAGUUCAGCACCCACUGCGACGCCGAAAUGACCCAAAACCGAGAGCGACGCGGGACAAGUAUUGCAUCAGCUCAGGCCUCCCUCCUCGACACGGCGGCCACGCAGACAGCCAGCAUGGAAUUUAUCGCACUCCAAGUCGCCAGCUCGGCGUCGUUUAUGGAAGGUCUGCAACGGAAUCGCAUUCAAGCUGUUGGGCGCAGUCUGUUCUAUUUGGUGACCUCGAGCAUCACGAACGAGGCGAUGCUCUUCCCGGCGGCCACCGCCAGCUUCGAGAGCGUGCUGCAGGUGUUGGGACAGCAAUUCGUCAGGAUGACACCGGAGGAGCAGUUCCAAGUGAUGCGGCUGGUGCUGGAUGGAUUUGUGCUGUCCGGGCCGUUGGUUGAGGCCUUCACCCCAGCUUGCCUGAGCGCGCAAGAACUCUCCGAAUGCUACAGCCGGCUGAGCGAAAAGGUCGGAAACCUGGAGCAGAGCCAGAGCGCCUUCAAGCUUUUGCAACGUCUUGAAAUCGACCAAACGGCAGCUACACUCCCGGCUCAGCACUUUGCUUCGCUUAUUCCGUUGGCUUUUAAUAACGUAGCCUCUCAACCCGACCCAAACUCCGAUCUACACAAACUGUGCCUCCAACACCUCGUCACUUUCAUAUUUCACAAAUUUCCGCUCAAUUUUGUCUACGGGCUUGAUACGUCACUUGGAGGAUGCAGCACCGGCUCGGCCCCAACUCACCUCUUCGAGGUGAUCGCCGACCGGCUUGAUGCUGAGCAUUGGGAACAACCGAAAGGGGAAUUUGUCGUUAAUGGUAGCAUGUCGCUGGAAUGCUGCGUGGUGCUGACACGACGUUUGGCGGAGGCUCGGGUGCUACUUGGGGCAAAUUUCUUCUCGGUUUGGUCAAGAUACAUCAAUCCGGUCACCCGCUUGGCGCAGCUGUUCCUCAACACCGCCGUCCGCGAGACGUUCGAUGGUUCGAUCCCGGAAAGUAUACUUAUCAAAUCGCUCGUCGAUGCGUUCUCGCGAAUCGUCGCGUUGUUCUCACCACUUCUGGCCCCUCCCUCCCCUUCAGUACCUCCAUUCUCGCAGUCGCACCUCGCCGAAGCCAACAUGUGCGUCGAGCGGAUGGUGCAGCACAUCAACGCGCUUCCGUAUAAUGCUUGCUUGGCACCAGGUCAACAAAACACGCAAGCACUCACAUGGCAAUUUUUCUGCGAAAAGCUCAGCAAGAUCACGCACGGCACCGGGCCGUACUUUAGCGUAUUGGAAACAAAUUUGAUGCGAAUUCACUGGCCCUCAUUCUGGCCGACGUUGAGGGCCCUCACGGCGAUGAAUGAGGUGCUCUCCUCCCGCUCCCCAGACUGCUUCCACCUGGUCACCCAAGUGUUUGUCCGGGUCCCCUGGAUGGAUGUGCUUUCUCAAAAUGUGCCACCCGAAAUACAACCCCAGUACCUGGCCACGUUGCUCUACGUCAUCACGCGAAUCGUAGCCAAACCGGCGAAUUAUACAAAGGUCCGCGCAUCACUCUGCGAAAUUCUGAAGCAAUUGACGCCUCGUCCCGAGUGGAAGACGAUCUCACCAGAGGACUGUGAAGCGAUAUCUCGCCUGGUCAGUGAAAGUCUCCCUGCUGAUUGCCUCUCGAAUUCUACCGAUGUCCUCUCUGUCUAUCUACCACUCUGGCGCAAGAUCUGCCUCUUUUCGGUCCAGGAGAAGAAUAUCAGCAAUGAAGUGCUUGGGAAACAGCGGGCCUUCGUGCGGUCGGAGCUUCGAUUGAUGCUACGGGGAAAUGAGCAGGCAGUCCUCGUGCAUUAUAACAAUUUGAUUGCCGACUGUGACGCGAUUGCAAAGGCGCAUCGACCUAGCGACCGGAAGCCAUUUUCGACGGUCAGCCGAGAGUUGAGCGCGAUUUGGACGGAAAUUCCGGACGUCAAAACGGGAGAAACCCUCGUCAACGGACUGACCGCCUACCUGGCCGCAAACCCAACCUCCCCGCUGACGCUCCAGGUUCCGUCCACCAUCAUCGACUCAUUGUCCAUCGACCAACUGACGACAGCGUUGAAAGUGAUGGAGAAGGCCAUUCAGGCGUAUUUUAAAAGAACCGACGCGUGCUGGGCCGACCUGCUGGAGUGGUGCAUGUUCCCUGCCAAGCAGAUCCCUUCCAUAUUCCAUUAUUUAUUGACAGUUCCCAACAGCGACAACAAAGUCCAACCACUGUUGCUCACGCUCCGAGCCCUGCUUGACCACGGCGUGCACGCGGACGACCGAUUUCACGCUGUGCUCGUCUACUUAGACAGGCUAAAGCCAAAGUAUGUUGACGACGAGGCGACAGUACUUGUCCUGCUACACCGGGUACUCCAAUGGUUGUGUCCGUUGGUGGCGCGUGGAGCUUCUACAAUAACUGAACCUGUCCAGCUACUACAACGCUGGCUAUCCAAGGCCAAAAUCGAGGAGAAGCAGGGUCUCUUCUCCGGAAUUAUCACCGCCAAACGAAAUCAAUAUAGUCACAAAUUCUGCACUCUAGUCGCCGUCUUCGAGCUUUUUGUGCAGCACCAAGCUGCCAACGCCAAUCAUCCGCUACGGGUCGCCCCAAAUGAGCCGAUUAUGAAUAGUCGCAUUGGGGCCUUGCGAGAGUUGGCAGGGCAAAAGCAAAACCAACCCCUCACCUCCAUGUUCAACCUAUGUACAGUGUACUUCUCAUCCAGUGAUUAUACCUUCAAAGACGGGUCCCAGCUUCUCGACAAACUAAUGCGCGAGUGCUAUCGGGAAAAAUACAUACAGGAA
Molecule: messenger RNA, 2997 nt
Organism: Mesorhabditis spiculigera
Lineage: Eukaryota; Metazoa; Nematoda; Chromadorea; Rhabditida; Rhabditidae
Source: the annotation of a GenBank genome assembly